Molecule: messenger RNA, 1221 nt
Organism: Cynocephalus volans (Philippine flying lemur)
Lineage: Eukaryota; Metazoa; Chordata; Mammalia; Dermoptera; Cynocephalidae
Gene: KCNJ15
Product: potassium inwardly rectifying channel subfamily J member 15
Exons: 2
Coding region: 1-1221 (406 amino acids)
Biological process (GO): potassium ion import across plasma membrane; regulation of monoatomic ion transmembrane transport
Cellular component (GO): plasma membrane
Molecular function (GO): inward rectifier potassium channel activity
Source: RefSeq, a predicted model, not a curated record
AUGGUAGCCAGGCAGGUGAAGGGGAGUGAGGACGUUCUACUUGCCUUGAAGAAGACACCUUCUGACCCGCCGAGUGGGCCCAGGAGCCUGACAAUGGAUGCUCUCCACAUUAGCAUGCCUGGAGCCCCUCUGGUGAAGUCCACUGCUGGGACUGGACUCAAGGCCAACAGACCUCGAGUCAUGUCCAAGAGCGGACACAGCAACGUGAGAAUCGACAAAGUAGAUGGCAUUUACCUGCUGUACCUGCAAGACCUGUGGACGACAGUGAUUGAUAUGAAAUGGAGAUACAAGCUCACCCUGUUCGCUGCCACGUUUGUCAUGACCUGGUUCCUCUUUGGAGUGAUCUACUACGCCAUCGCAUUUAUUCAUGGGGAUUUAGAACCAAGUGAGCCUAUUUCAAAUCACACACCCUGCAUCAUGAAAGUGGACUCUCUCACAGGGGCCUUCCUCUUUUCCCUGGAAUCCCAGACGACCAUUGGCUACGGAGUCCGUUCCAUCACAGAGGAAUGCCCUCACGCCAUUUUCCUGUUGGUUGCUCAACUGGUCAUUACAACCUUGAUUGAGAUCUUCAUCACGGGCACCUUCCUGGCCAAAAUCGCAAGACCCAAAAAGCGGGCUGAGACCAUCAAGUUCAGCCACUGUGCGGUCAUCACCAAACAGAAUGGGAAGCUGUGUUUGGUGAUCCAGGUGGCCAACAUGAGGAAGAGUCUCCUCAUCCAGUGCCAGCUGUCCGGCAAGCUUCUCCAGACCCAUGUCACCAAAGAGGGGGAGCGAAUCCUCCUCAACCAAGCCACUGUCAAAUUCCACGUGGACUCCUCUUCUGAAAGCCCCUUCCUCAUUCUGCCCAUGACUUUCUACCACGUGCUGGAUGAGAUGAGCCCUCUGAGAGACCUCACACCCCAAAACCUGAAGGAGAAGGAGUUUGAGCUCGUGGUUCUCCUCAAUGCCACUGUGGAGUCCACCAGUGCUGUCUGCCAGAGCCGAACAUCUUAUAUCCCAGAGGAGAUCUACUGGGGUUUUGAGUUUGUACCUGUGGUUUCUCUCUCCAAAAACGGAAAGUAUGUGGCUGACUUCAGUCAGUUUGAACAGAUUCGAAAGAGCCCAGAUUGUACCUUUUACUGCGCAGAUUCUGAAAAGCAGAAACUAGAGGAAAAGUACAGGCAGGAGGACCAGAGGGAAAGAGAGCUGAGGACACUUUUGUUACAGCAGAGCAAUGUCUGA